UUUUAUUUUCCCCCCCAGCUUUUUGUGUGUGUGUGUAUUCAUAUGUCCUACCGACUGCACAGGAUUGAGAUUCUGCCACACAAAAGAACAGUUUAAUCUCUCCUGAGGUUUUUUUCACUCAUAUACGAGCAUAUAACAACAAAUACUUUAUCACGGUAUAAAAUAAUGUAAUAUUGUAAACACAUAACCUUGUUGUACUGUGGGGAGUAUUUUCCAUAAAAAUAUUGAAUAAUCUUUAGAAUAUACCAGAAACUACAGAAAUACUUUCAUAAGGAGGCAUGGCAUGUGAAUGGUUAUGGUGGUGUAUUUUUAUCAGACACUCACUAGCAUAAAAAUCAGCAGUGGGAUUGAAUGCGGACACAGCAAAGGAAAGGAAAGCAAUCCCUGUGGCUUAGUCUGAUAAUCCUCUGAAAGUAAAUUGGCCCUACUCUAAUCAACAUAGUGGUUGGAAGAAAAGUGAAAUCAUUUCACUUCCAAGAUAAUAAAUGCCCAAUGACAGAAGGUGUCCUUGCAUGUUCCAGUCUGUGGCUAUUUCCUGAUUGAUGCGUGUCUCUCAUGCUGCUCAUUCAGCCUUUUUUUGGCAAUGAAAAAAAAAAACAACAAGCCUGCUUUAAUUAAUGAAGUCCAGUUUCACCUAGCUUGCCCUGCUGUGAUAGUCCUGUUCAAAAUGUUACCUGCUCUGCCCUUUGGGAACACUACUCUGUUCCCUGUUUGAAUGCUGGCUUGCAGGGUUCCCUUUCUGUGUUUGGGUGCCCAGACCCCAAACUGGGGAGGCUGAGGAAUGCAUCACCUUUCCCCCAGGAGUGUCACUUUGUUUUGAACUAGUCUUGUUUUAGAAAUACUACUGCAUUCUGUUCUAAUUUUCCAGAGCCCCCUAAUCUUCUUCCAGGCUCUUAAUGAUGUAGUUGAUAAUAGGAUUGUUGGUAUUAAUUUGGAACAAUAAUGCCAGCUGCUUGCUUGGUGGCUAUUGGCAGAGAGGUGACCUUGCAGGUCAGCUAAGCAGAACUGGAAGUGCUUUGAUCUGAUCUAUACAGAGCCAGAUCUGCGCACCCGAACAAGAAGAGCGAGUGAAUUCUCUCCCCAUGGGAUGCUGAUUUUUCUCCAAAGAGCAGGGAGGUCAGCAUGGCGGUGGCCCUGGACGCAAUCCUCGCUCGGAUCAAAGAUGUUUGUAAAAGGAAUGGUUUGCUCAUCCUCUCGGUGUUAUCCGUCACCAUCGGCUGCCUCCUGGGAUUCUUCCUGAGGACGAGACGACUCUCCCAGCAGGAAAUUAGUUACUUCCAGUUUCCUGGUGAGUUACUGAUGAGGAUGCUGAAAAUGCUGAUUCUCCCUCUGGUUGUCUCAAGCUUGAUGUCUGGGCUCGCAGCCCUGGAUGCCAAGACUUCCAGUCGUUUGGGAAUCAUAACCGUCACUUACUACCUGUGGACAACGUUUGUGGCUGUGGUUGUGGGAAUAAUUAUGGUGUCCAUUAUCCACCCUGGUGGAGCAGCACAGAAGGAGAGCACUGAGGAGGGUGGAAAGCCCAUCAUGAGCUCUGCAGAUGCACUGCUGGACUUAAUCCGGAACAUGUUCCCAGCCAAUCUUGUUGAGGCCACAUUCAAGCAGUAUCGCACCAGGAGUAUUCCCAUCAUUAAAUCAAACAAAGCAUCAUCUGAAAGCACUACUCGUCGCAUUAUAAUUUAUGGAGUCCAGGAUGAGAAUGGAUCCAAUGUCCAGAAUUUUGCCUUGGAUAUCACCCCCCCUCCUGAAGUGAUUUACAAAUCAGAGCCAGGCGCUAGUGAUGGCAUGAAUGUACUUGGGAUUGUGAUAUUCUCUGCCACGAUGGGUAUAAUGUUGGGAAGAAUGGGGAACAGCGGUGUCCCUUUGGUCAGCUUUUGCCAGUGUUUGAACGAAUCUGUCAUGAAGAUAGUUGCAGUUGCUGUUUGGUAUUUUCCAUUUGGAAUUGUGUUCCUAAUAGCUGGCAAAAUCUUGGAAAUGGAUGACCCCUCAGCCAUUGGGAAGAAGCUGGGUUUCUAUGCCAUUACGGUGGUGUGCGGCCUGGUGGUGCACGGGCUGUUUAUUCUGCCAAUGAUGUAUUUCUUCAUCACCAAGAAGAAUCCCAUUGUCUUCAUCAGAGGGAUCCUUCAAGCCUUGCUCAUUGCUCUGGCCACAUCCUCCAGCUCAGCCACUCUGCCUAUCACUUUCAAGUGCUUGCUGGAGAACAACCACGUGGACAGGAGGAUCGCGCGGUUCGUGCUGCCCGUGGGAGCCACCAUCAACAUGGACGGGACGGCGCUGUACGAGGCCGUGGCUGCCAUCUUCAUCGCCCAAGUGAACAACUACGAGCUGGACUUUGGGCAGAUCAUUACCAUAAGUAUCACAGCAACAGCUGCCAGCAUAGGUGCUGCAGGCAUCCCACAAGCUGGCCUGGUGACAAUGGUCAUUGUUCUCACCUCAGUGGGGCUCCCAACAGAUGACAUCACGUUGAUUAUUGCUGUCGACUGGGCACUAGACAGGUUUAGAACAAUGAUCAAUGUCCUGGGGGAUGCACUGGCCGCUGGGAUCAUGGCCCACAUCUGCCGGAAGGAGUUCAUCAAAGAUGGUGAUGAGGUGCCAUUGAUCUGUGAAACUAAGCCUAUUAACAUCCAUCAGAUUGUGGCUUACCAGAGAAAUGGCUGUGUGAAGACCAUGAAUGAAUCUCGUGGACCAGAAACAGUGAAAGGGUUGCAGCACCAUAUACCCAUACAAGUGGAGCAAGAAGAAACUCCAGUGGAGAAUCACACUAAGAAAUCCAACAGUAAAGACCACUGCACUAUUGAAAUAAAUGAACUAGAAACAAAUGUGUGACUGCUACACUCAGAGGUAUCUCAGACCCCAGUGACCUGAUACCCAAUCUCUACCUCACAGCUGGAAGAAGGACUCUUUUGCCUUGAACAGGAAACCGUGGGCUUAUCGCCACCCUGCUUGUACUGGAGCUAGGAGACCAGCUGUGAACGUCAAGAAAGGCACACAGCUUGCAAGAGACAUGGGCUUCUUUAGAAGGAAGAUUUUACUACUGAAAAAUUAACUAAUGGACUACUACUGUUUUAUUCUGCAUUCACUGACUUCAAUAUAGUAUUUGACACUCCUUUGGCUUCUUUUUUUAAAAAAGCUUUUUUUAUUUGACCCUUUUUGAUUUUCUAACCAAAGCCUUUUUUUGUGAAUCUCAGUAUUAUGAACACUGUAGAAUUUUUGCUAUGUGAAAAUGUUUCACCAAAAUUGCUAAAGAUACUAAUUUUGUCUAAUAUUUGCUAAAUAUAGAGUUUGUGCUUAGUUUUAGAACAGCAGUAAGAAAAUCACACUGGUUUCCUGAUCUCAAGGGGUUACAUCUAUUCCUAAACCACAAUGCAAGCAGAGGGCAAGUGAAAUGUCUAUUUGUGCCAGAAAGGGCGUUAAUUGUGAUGGGCAGCCUUCAGAGACAGGCAGUCAAGUGUGAUUUCACAAAGAUUUCCUAGGUCACUGCAGAGCACAGUUUGCCUUCCAAGUGCCAGAUUUAACCUUUUUUUAACCUAACUCUUCAGUAAAGUCAGUUCCAUGCACAUGCAGUGGCAGAGGUGAUGUGAGCUCUAAUCCAUAAGCACUGGUGCUAAUGUGUCCUCUCCUGUAACCUAUAGGUUGUUCUACUGUAAAUAUGUUUAAACUCAAAGCUCAAGCUCAUGAACCAUGUGCUGCAUCUGAAGGGCAGACUGAACACAAACUGCAAACCGAGGAUGCUGAGUUAAAAUGGGGUUUUGUGAGGAGUUUGCUGUGGAAACUGCCCCAUUAUUUCUCAUAAUUCAGUUGACAGUUACUCCCUUUCCACUGUCUGCUGAAUCUUUCACUUACAGUAAAAUCUGCUGCAUAUGUUUCCAAUGUUUGUGAUAGAGAACAUUUUUAAUAAACCUGCCAUUUGAAAACAG
This is a messenger RNA of Parus major (Great Tit), 3914 nucleotides long. It is a transcript of the gene SLC1A7, whose product is annotated as solute carrier family 1 member 7. The coding region runs from base 1123 to 2823 and encodes 566 amino acids. Gene Ontology annotation, cellular component: plasma membrane. NCBI's taxonomy places the organism in Eukaryota, Metazoa, Chordata, Aves, Passeriformes, Paridae. Gene Ontology annotation, molecular function: L-glutamate transmembrane transporter activity; glutamate:sodium symporter activity; neutral L-amino acid transmembrane transporter activity. Gene Ontology annotation, biological process: L-glutamate transmembrane transport. The transcript is spliced from 11 exons. The record is from RefSeq and is a predicted model, not a curated record.